Messenger RNA from Malania oleifera, 3965 nucleotides. RefSeq names its product protein SIEL. Bases 666 to 3440 code for a protein of 924 amino acids. Gene Ontology annotation, biological process: intercellular transport. The record is from RefSeq and is a predicted model, not a curated record. NCBI's taxonomy places the organism in Eukaryota, Viridiplantae, Streptophyta, Magnoliopsida, Santalales, Ximeniaceae. The transcript has 8 exons. Gene Ontology annotation, cellular component: endosome.
CAAUUCCCUUAGAAUCCGAAAAAUAAAAAAUAAAAAGGAGAGAGAGUGAGAGGGCUCUAGAGAGAGCGCAGUGUUGCGCACCGGAGUUUCUCCUGAAGACUUGGAGUGGCGCUCUGUCUUCUCCGGGUACUCCAAAAGCCCACAGGGCUCUCAAUUCCCUCUGGAAUCCGAAAAAUUUCGCUUCUCUUGAUUUUUUUUUUUCUCUCUACAGGUUUUAUCAUUCAGUUCUUUGCUGUUUUAUUUGAAUGCCUCUCUCUCUCUCUCUCUCUCUCUCUCUCUCUCUCUGUGCCAUCCAUAGGUUAUCAAAUUGGAAUUUGGAUAUUUUCUGUAUGAAUACAGAAUGAGGCAUAAUUAGAAAAAGGUUCUCAAUUUGAACUAGUGUGCAUUUUAGGUCGACUGGUUUUUAAACAUUGUUGCUACGGCGAUAACAAGGGCCGGUUGUGAGUGACCAUUGAAUACUCGGAGUCGAAACCAAAUCCGUCGCCUGAUGAUCUUUUUGAAAAAUAUCUUCCUGGAAUUGGGAUUGGCCGGUGUUGGUUGAGGAGACAAAUGUCACAUGGUUGAGAAGUUGUAGAUCUUGAAAGCUGCAGAAGGAUGAGGCUCGGACAACUUGGUUUUGCGCUGCAAAGUUCAUCAGUUCCCGCAGAGUUAAGUGUCAACUAGAAAUGGAGCAGCUAGUUCGCAGCACUUGCGUACAUGCUCUCACCGUCUCUCCAAACGUGCAAGCACUAGCUUCCGCACGGUCCCUCAUCAUCAACCUUUCAAGCUCCGACUCCACCCUCUCCUCUCUCCUCGAAACCCUAGCUCGCUUUCUGGAACUCCAUGGUCACCACCACCCUCACCUCCUCCACCACGCCCUCACACUCCUCGCCGACCUCGUCCACCGUCAUUCCAUUUUCUCACCCCUCGUAUUCGACCUAGUCCGCAAGCAUUCACUUCUCGAUGGUAAUUCCACUCGUCUUGUUGGUCAGUCACUUUCUUUGCUAGCCACAGUCGCCAAUCUCGACCGAAGCUUGGUGCCAGCCAUGGAUGAGAUUGGCGAAGGUCUCUUUCUUUCAAUGUGUUUCCGCCCCUCCGUGUCCGUACGGUUGUGUAUGCUUUUCAAUGCGGAGAGGUUUCGCGUGCGGCCGUCUGUGUUGCUUACCGUGUUUUUAGGGUUUACAAAGGAUCCUUAUCCUUAUGUGAGAAGACUUGCUCUAGAUGGAUUAGUUGGUUUGUGCAAAUCUAUGGUUCUGGAGAAUCGAGGUUUUAUAGAGGGGUGCUAUUCUCGUGCCGUCGAGCUUCUAUAUGACGUGGAGGACUGCAUUAGGUCAGCUGCUAUCCGCGCGGUCAUUGAGUGGGGACUGAAAUUCGUAGAGUUGCAUGCAGAGGCAAGUAGAGGAGACUGGUCAGAUGUGGUUUUUAUCCAGGUCUGCUCUAUGGUACGAGAUAUGAGUAUGAAGGUUAGAGUUGAAGCUUUUGAUGCCCUUGGGAGGAUAGGAAUGGUAUCUGAAGAUAUUUUGUUACAAACACUAUCCAAGAAGGUCUUGGGGAUCAUCAAAGAAAAGAAAUAUUUUGAUCACUACUCAAAAGAGCUACAAGCACAGACAUCAGGUUUUGCUGGAGUCUUUGUUCAUGGGCUUGAGGAUGAAUUUUACGAGGUACGGAGAUCUGCUUGUCAUGCUUUGCAGUCACUCACUCUCUUGUCUACUGAGUUUGCUGGUGAAUCCAUAAACUUGUUGACGAAUGUGCUAAACGAUGAUUCAAUAGUGGUCCGGUUACAAGCUUUGGAAACAAUGCAUCAUAUGGCAGCAUGUGACUCCCUGAAGGUGCAAGAAAUACACAUGCACAUGUUUCUUAGCAGCCUGGUUGACAAUAGUACCUUAAUAAGAUCUGGAGCAAGGAAAAUACUUCGAUUGAUACACCUACCAAAUUUUGAUAUGUUUAAAUCAUGCAUUGAUGGUCUUCAAGAAAAUUUGGAAAUGUAUCCACAGGAUGAAGCUGAUGUUUUAUCUGUGUUAUUUAAAAUUGGUCAAAUGCAUGGGAACUUUGUGCUCUGCAUCAUCAAAGACACUUUUCCUGAGAUUGAGCCUUCCUGUCAAUGCAAAAUUGACUUUGAUAGUCCUAAAGUAGUUUCAUUGAUAAUGCUGGCCAUCUCAGCUCCACUCUCACAUGAGGAACCUCCUGUUAGUAUUCCUCCCAUACUUUUUUCUUAUGCAGUUACAUUUCUGGGAAGGAUCUCUCAUGCUUUGAGUGAUGUUAUGAGCCAAAGUACCCUUUUGGCUUACUUUUCUAAUUGCAGUAGAUCCACAAUUUCUUCUGCUGCCGAAUUUGACACCAAAGAAGAAGAUAUAUUCUUAAAUUUGAGUGGAGGUGAUCUUCUGAAUUGUAGGAGCGAUCAGAUUGCAACUUCACCAGUAGAGUGCCCUCUGACAGAGCAUGAUGAAAUAACAGAGUCCAUUAACUUUAUCUUUUCAAAGGUUAUGGGUCUGUGGCCAUUAAUACAAUCUGGAUGCAUGGGUGAAGUACUAAGAACGUUGAGGAAUUGCAAGGAGGAGUUGGCAAGAUUUACCAUGGACUCGCUAGGUUGUGCAGCAUUAGCCUUUACAUCAAAAUAUCUCCGUGUAGUGAAACUGCUUGGAAGUGUGUGGCAGCUCUUUCUACCUCCAACAAAGAUCCUUUCUUGUAGGAUGGGACACCUGGAUCUUUUAUUGGGAAAACUUGACAGGAGCCUUACAGAAAUGAGGAAUAGAUUUAUUGGGUUAAGUAAAGAGGAGGAGUUACAUGUCUUGGAACUGAUACUUAUAGCUUGUAUACUAAGGCUGUCUAAAGCUGGAAUCUGUUGCCAGUAUACUACUUUGAAGAUGUACUCUACAAUUUCUCACGUAAAAUUUCUUUGUAAAGAAGGAUCCAUUCAGCCUUCUGAUUUUGUUAUUGAAGUUGAGAAAUUAUUGAGUGAAGUUGGUGUCUCUACUGAUGAAGUUUCUGAAAGCCCAUUUCUGUUUAAGAGGUUACUUGAUUUCUUCUCCCUCAAGCGAUUUGUGUUCGGUGGAAGUCUCAAGCAUAUAAAGGCAGAACUGGAUGUUCCUGGUUAUGACUCUGUAAAUCCUCUUCCAUUCAUUUCAGGUCUACCUGUUGGUAUACCAUUUGAGAUCACCUUGUAUAAUGUUUUAAGCAAGAGUAUACUGUGGCUCAAAAUGACUCUGGAUAAGGAGUUAACUCAGUUUGUCUUUCUGGAUCAUGUCCAAUAUGGAGACAGCAGUGAAGUCAGGAAAUUUAAGUUUGUUGCUCCUUUCUAUAGAACUCCCAGGGCUAUUUCUUUCAAAAUGAGGGUGUUUAUAGGUGUGGAAUGUGUUUCUGAGGAAGUGUGUUUUGUCAAAAGAUGUGGGGGUCCGAAACAUCAGCUAGCCUGUAUUUCCCAUGAAAAGGAAGUUUAUCUUUCCAUGCUCAAGAGAGACUGAAUGAAGCCUAGUAUUAAUGGAUUAGUAAGCCAUUUUCUGUGUGUCAACGUCACACAAUUUAUGUGGUCAUGAAAUAUAUCAUUCAUACAGGGAAAAGGUGUAGAAUUGCUAAUCACUGCUUGUUUGGAUGGUAGCUGGCUUCUUAAGAAAAAAGAACAGGCUUAUUAUUGUUUCAUGCACAAGGGAAAUAUUUGAUUUUUAAGUUAAAGAUAUAUGGAGGACCUCUUGUUGCCUCUUUGACAUUGUUCCCAGAUUUUCUGAACGUUUGUCCUGGCAAAUCAUUGUUUGAAGUUGGAAGCCUGGGAGCUUCUGGAGCAGUGCUUGUAUUUUGUCUACCAUGGCCAGUGGUGUGUUGUGGAGGUUUUUCUCCUUCCAUGUGUAUUUGAAAAUUUAUGUAACCUUAAUCAAAUCUGCAUUUACAUGUUUCUUACAUUUGGCAUAUUCCAAAGGGAAAGUAUGGUAGUCAGAAAGUGAUAGCCUCAUGUUUUGGAUGACAAGAUAUUGAAAAUUAAUGUUCAUUCCUCA